GUUCAUCAGUUGAAUAAGCCACAUUAAUAAAUUUCAAUAUAUUUAAGCAUUCAUUAAAAAUAAUCUAACUUUGGGGGUACCUGGGUGGCUCAGUUGGUUGAGUGUCCUUCUCUCAGUCUUGGCCAUGAUCUCACAGUCGUGAGACUGAGCCCCACAUUGGGUCCACGCUCACAGUGCAGAGCCUGCUUGGGAUUCUCUCUCUCCCCAUCUCUCUGCCCUUCACCUGCUCAUGCUCUUUCUCUCUCAAAAAAAAUUUACUUUUAUUAUUAUGGAAAAUUCCAAACUUACAAAAGUAGAUAGGGAAGAGUGGGGAAGAUGACCUGAUAGGCAGGAUCUGGACAUUUUUCACCUGAUAAAAGACUGGAAAUUUUCAUUCCUUUCAGUUUAACAACUUCAGCUGCGUAUGUGGGAACGAUCCCUCACAUUACUUUCAACAAUUAAAACCAACAAUCAUUUCCCUAAAGGAAAACUUAAAAGUCUCCACAAUUUUAAAAUGUCGUAACAGUAAUGAUUGCUGGGAGCAAAAUAUCAAAUGAUAUAAUUCUAUUUCCCUUCUCAUUAUCUUUCUGUUACUCUUCACUCCGUGAUCUCCAAGGGUGCCUACAAUCACACGGAAAAAUCUGACUCACUGAAGAACAACCUCAGCAGAAUUCAUUUUGUCCAUUUUCUAAGUCUAAGUGGAUUUUUAACAUUUUCUCAGCAUAGAGAGAAUAUAGAAGCAAAUGCUUGGAUGACAGUAUGUAUUAGUGUAUUUUGUUAUUUUGUGUUCCUGGCAAUAUUUUUAUUUUUAUCUUAUUUUUCAAUAUAUACCUGGCUAGACUUGGUGAAUCAAAGGCACAGCUAGUGUUAAAAGAUGCUGCAUUAAAAUAUAUAAUCAUUGCCGGAGAAUGAGAAGACAAGCCACAGACUUGGGAAAAUAUUUGCAAAAGGCAUAUCUGAUAAAGGACUGCUAUCCAAAAUAUACAAGGAAUGCUUAAAACUCAACAAAAAGAAAACAAACAACACAAUUAAAAAAUGGGCAAAAUAUUUGCGUAUACACCUCCUCAAAGAUACAGAAGACAAAUAAGCAUAUGAAAGAUGCCUAGCAUCAUACUGUUGUUCAGGAAAAUGCAAAUUAAAACAACCCAUUAGAAUGGCCCAAACCCAGACCACUGACAACACCAAAUGCCAGUGGGGGAGUGGAGCAACAGGAACUCUCAUGCGUUGAUGAUGCGACUGAAAAAGAGCACAGCUAUUUUGGAAGGGAGUUUGGCGGUUUCUUACAGAACAAAACCAAUCCUUACCAUACUAUCCUUCAAUUGCACUCUGUGGUAUUUAUCCAAAGGACUUGACAACUUACGUCCACACAAAAAUCUGCACAACAGGUAUUUAUAGAAACUUUGUUCACAGUUGCCAAAACUUGGAAAUAACCAAGAUUUCCUUACUAGGGGAAUGGAUAAACAAACUGUGGCCUAUCCAGACAAUGGAAUGUUCUUAAGUGCUAAAUGGAUAUGAGCUAUCCAGCCAUGAAAAAGCAUGGAGGAACCUUAAAUGAAUCUUCUAAGUUAAAGAAGCCAGUUUUGAAAAGGCUACUACUGUAUGAUUCUAACUGUAUGACAUUCUGGAAAAUGCAAAACUAUGAAGACAGUAAAAAAUCAGAGGUUGAUGGGGUGGGGUUAAGGAGAGGACUUUCAGGGCAAUGAAAAUAUUCUGUAUGUUACUCUCCUGGUGGAUACGUGCCAUUAUAGAUUUUUCAAAACCCAUAAAAUGUACAGCACCAAGAGUGAACAGUCAUGUAAACUAUGGAUUUUGGAUGAUAAUGAGAUGUUAGUUGUAACAAAUGUAUCACUGGUGGCAGCAGAGAAAGGCGCUGAAAUCUCUGACUGUAACGAUUAUAAACUUCAAGAGAUUAGGGAUGUUGUAGGUCAUAUUCACACUGAUUCCCUAUUGCCUGUGGCGGUACUCGACACAUGAUCAGAGGCAAGAGAGCUGGAACGAGGACACUCACAGCUUUUUGCUUUUGUUUCCACCAAUUUGACAUCAUACAUGGCUACUGAUGGCAAUGCUCUUCAGGUUCCCUUGCGUCAGAAGCAGAGAAAGAAAACUCAAGGUUUUUUCACGAUGAGUCGGAGGAGGAUAUCAUGUAAAGACCUGGGACAUGCUGACUGCCAAGGGUGGCUGUAUAAGAAAAAAGAAAAAGGAACUUUCCUAAGCAACAAAUGGAAAAAGUUCUGGGUGGUGCUGAAGGGAACGUCGCUCUACUGGUACAGCCACCAAAUGGCAGAGAAGGCCGAUGGAUUUGUCAACCUGCCCGAUUUCACUGUGGAGAGAGCUUCUGAAUGCAAGAAAAAGCAUGCUUUUAAGAUCAGCCAUCCACAAAUCAAGACCUUUUAUUUUGCAGCUGAAAAUGCACAGGAAAUGAGUGUGUGGUUAAACAAGCUUGGAUUAGCUGUAAUCCAUCAUGAAACUGUUACAAAGGAUGAAGAAUGCUACAGUGAGAGUGAACAGGAAGACCCUGAAAUAGCUGUGGAGACACCACCCCCUCCUUACUCUGCGGAGACUUUCGCUCCUUUGGCUACACAGCAGGCAUCUUCAUCUUCACCCAAACUGAGUGACACGUCACGUUCUUCCUCUUCCUUGGAAAAUACAGGAAAGACACACAGCAGUUUGGCCUCCUCCUUAUCUAGAGAAAGACAGUCCUGGAUCGACAUAGUUAAUAGUUCUGCUGCUGCUGACGAUGAGGGACAGUCUAUAACACUUGCCGUAAAUGUUCACUCACCUGCACCCUCAGAGGCAAACAGUCGCAAAGCCCUGGAAAACAGCUGUGCCACAUCGGAAAGUGAAUUUUUGAACUCUUUGUCUAGUGAUGACACUUCUUCAUUGAGUAGCAACCUGGACCAUCUUACUGUCCCAGACAAGCCCACUGGAUCAAAGAUGGCGGACAGAGAGGAAACAAAGGUGUCUGAAGAUGACGAAAUGGAGAGACUCUACAAAUCGUUGGAGCAAGCUAGUCUCUCUCCUCUCGGGGACCGACGGCCUUCAACCAAAAAGGAGCUGAGAAAGUCCUUUGUGAAGCGAUGUAAGAAUCCAUCCAUAAAUGAGAAACUUCACAAAAUCCGAACCUUGAACAGCACAUUGAAGUGUAAAGAACAUGACCUGGCCAUGAUUAACCAGUUGCUGGACGAUCCGAAGUUGACAGCCAGAAAAUACAGGGAGUGGAAGUUGAUGAACACCCUGCUGAUCCAGGAUAUCUAUCAGCAGCAGCGGGCCCCCACGUCUGCCCACGAGGGCACCCCCCAGGGACUCGAGAAACCACCUUCCUCUGCCCAUGUUGGAAAUUCUAUCUGAGAACAAGCCAACACUCUCUCCCCUUUGAUCGUACCCCGAGCAGCUCUUCAAGAUGUUGCGAGAGCUCUCCUUAAAAGGAAAACUGAAACCAAUUCCUCAAGGGGUGGCUACUCCUCUAAAGACGCGACUUAGGUGAGGACCUACUGUGUUGGCAACAGGAGCCCUCCUUCCGGUGGCAGUGCUUACAUGGAGACUGGAGAGAUUGAGCUCAGUUGAACAAACACCGUGUCCCUCCUAGGAGCUCAUGGUUAUGCUAGGCUUUAGGUGGGAUGUGAGAAAUGUGUAUUCUGUUCUUCGCCCUCAAGAGAACGACAGCGGGACGAAGAUUCUAAUGGACAAAGAUCACGUUCUACCAAGGAUAAUUAUUCAUAGAAGUGUUGUGUUUUCCAAAAGAAGAAUGUAAGGAUGUACAUAUUCCACUGGGUUGGGUAGUUGAAUUCUUCGAAUCAUUUAUGUUUUGAGGGGAGGAAUGUGUUUUGUGGCAGCAACUGGAACGAGACAGUUGUGGUGUUGUGGAACCAAAACCUCUUGCCUUUGGUCCAGAAUGGUGGUGCCUUUUCCGUGAGCUGAGAAAUACUUCAGAGCGAGUGGUGUGUGGGAGAGUCCGAGGAGGAGGUGUGCCCUAUCUUCCCACUCUCUCAAAGGACAGCUUGAUGUUUCCACACUCUACCCAGGUGGGGGGGAUCUGAUUAAAGUUUCCUUUCCACAGAGCAGCUACAGAAAUACGUUUCAUUACACUUUGAGACCUCCACUCCCUCCUAGCCUUUCUAAACCACUGUAGGAGAUAGAAAUAAGUCCAGCAGGGAAUGCUUGCUGCGUUCGUCCCUGGGUGUGGUGCCUCUGCACAGUGUCAAUUUAUGUCCAGUUUCCCCAGGAUCAAGAUUGACAAGACGAUUCUGGUGUCUGAAUGGUUUUGAUAUCCUGACUCCAGAAAACCCAAUGAAAACAACAAAAGAGUUAAAAUAUGAUUAUUUUAUUUUUGUAUGUUUAUGUCUCACUUCGGGUCCUCUGUGAAUAGCUCUCUAUAAUGUUUGUUAUUUAAGUAUAUUUAUAGAAGGUCAAAUUACUAGUGUUGUAAAAGAUGGUAAUUAUACUUUUUGCUCAAUGUAUAUUCUCUAAGUAUAUACUUUUUUGCUUGAGAAAGUAGGAAUACUGUUGAUUCACUGGAGUUAUUAUGUUGCACUAUGCUGUAUGAGGAAUGCUCAGGAUAUCUUGUGGGAUAAAUACGGAGGCAUGCGUUAAUAAUCUUCCAUUUUCUGGCUUCUUUCUCUUUCUCUCCCUCUCUUUCUCAACCCAGAGUGCUCAGAUUUCUCUAUCUGUGGUCAGGCAUUCUUUUAACCAGAAAAGGAUUUUCAUCUUAGGUUAUUUCUUGUAGUGAAUAAACUUUGUAAGCUUUAUGCCAUUUAUGCCCACAAGCCCUAAACCAAAUGAAACACAGCUAAUAUGGUGUUUUGUCUAAGGUCUAAUAGAAAUUUUGGGGUCUGUUAAAGAGAACUCGUUUUAUUACUAAUUACUAAUCAUGAAUAUUUCUUAUAAGAAUAACCACAACCCAGCAAAAACCCAGUUUGGCCUUACCCCUAGCAAAUGGUCAGGCUAACACAGUGUGCUUUAUAGAGACAAAGUGUGGCUUGACAUUCAAGUGGAAAUAACCCGUCUUUUUUAAUCUGCAAACUAGAUGGAAAUCGUUGUUGAAUAUUUCCUCAAGCUUUACUCAGAAGUGUUAAUACUUUGUAAACAACAACAAUCCUCGUAUUAAGAAAGAAAAAAAACAGGAAACAAGUCAGAGUACUAGAAGCUUUUGUAAGAUAAAAGAUUAUGUCAGUCCCUAUGGCCCAGUAAACAUUUAAGGGGACCUAUCCCAAGUGGAGUGUGCUGGGCCAAGGACUCCCCGGAAGAGGGGGUCUGGCCCCGGUGAAUGUUCUGUUGGCCCCAGCUCUGGAUGCAACCAUACAGGUCCUCAGAUUAGACCCCGAAGCUCCUGCUUUGAGAGGCCAGUGCUUUACUGUCUUUACUCUGGGAAUCAUCACUGAUUAUUUCUACAAUUAGCAGCUAUUAGAAGGUUAAUUGUUUAGGAUUCACAGUGUAAACAGAUUGUUGAGAGAAGGAGACAUAAUAAUGGACAUAAUAAUUCAUAAUUCUACCUUCUUUCCUUUGGCUUGAAAUACUAACCUAUAAACUUUAAAACAAUUUUUCUAAAUUGAGGUGCCCCAGAAGCUUUUGGCCCGGGCUUGUGAAUACACCUCAGUGCUUUACUUUGGCUUUGGCUUUUCAUGAAUACACGCUUAGGUGACCGUGUAGGGUAAAUUCCUUAGGAGCACUCCAAAUUAAAGGCAAAAGAGGUCCAUGAGAUUGCUGAAUUAAACCUUUCAGUUACUUUUCAAAGUCAGGUUAGUCUAGAAGCUUUGGCUUUGUUAAAGCACAUACUGUGCAGAAUGUCCCCCAAUGAAAGUGAGAUCCAACUGCCCCGUCCUGCCCCCUCUCUUCUAGACCAGGCUCACCUGGUUAGUGUUUCACCCUCUGAAAACACUUUCACUCUGCAUCGCUUUGUGUUAGGAAGUAAGGGGCUGCCUCUGUGAGGUCCCAGCUUCAGCUGUGGCCACUAAGAGGAAGUGGAGGGUAGUGGGAAGUGACAGGAAGAAUGGGUGACACUUUCCCUGACACUCAAUUUAGGAAUAACUCAGCCUUGUUGUUGUUGUUGUUUCAAAGGAUAUUAGGAAAACUGGAUUACUUCAGUUUAUUCCUGAGGGUUAGGUCAUCUCUGCAAUGGAUUUUGGGUAGUUUCAUGGGGUUCACAGGGUAACUCUUUUGCCCAUUCCUGUAGAUGUAGGGUCUGAAGGCUGUGUAAUGACCCAGAGCCAUGCCAGCUCAGGAAGCAGAGAACCUGAGUGUAAUCAGGUCCGAACCUGUGGCACCUGCUGUGGAUUAGGAUCUGGAUGGGACUCCUCUUUGGGGUUGUGUGGAGGACCAUUUCUCUCUAUUGUUAGCCUGUAGACCCAAACUAGUGCCUGAUAGGGUACCUCCGUGGCUGGAACUGCAGCACGCGCUGAAUCGAAUGGUCCCACACUUGAAGGGCAUCUAUUACUUUUAAUAAGUUUUUGUUCCGGCACAAUCUCAGCUUGGCAUCAAAGACCUAAGAAGAAUCAUAAGGUAUAUAUUACUGCCAAGACUCCCAGAAGCCUAAGAAAGAUUAUGUUUGGAGUCAGAUUUCAGUGUGAAACCCAAGCCUUAUAUUUACGUAGCACUUUGUUGUUUGCACGUAUGCGUGUUUCAGGCUUCCGUCCCUUUCCCUCCCCCGUGGUCUUGGUGGGAUGGCUGUGGAUGAUCACUCCUCCUUUUUUGACAGGGAGGAAAGAAACUCCUCCCAUCUCUCUCAUUCUUCUCUCUCCCGGUUCCUUGCGCAGUCACUCUUGGGCCCCAGCCCUGUGACGUGCAGUGGCCACGUGCAUGCGUGGCCGGGGUGGCUUUUGUGAAGUCAUCGGCUGGGAGCCUGAGGGGAGGCUCUUUUACUUGAGCACGGUCUCUUCCCCAGGGCUGAGGGGCUGCUGCCCUUCCUGCAGCAGCCGACUGCUGGGUUGACCAUGAGUUGCGGUGUGACCCAAUCACUGUGCUUCCUUUUCCUUCCUUCUGUAACUUCCAUGCUUGUUGGGUGCUGUGAGAUCUGUGGAUGAAAGAGGUGGUUGAAGAAAUGGAGAUCAUUUGUUUUCCUCUAAAAGCCAGUCGCAGAUGGAGUCUGGUGACUCGGGGUUAGGCCCUCAGCCUUCCUCUCCCAGUUUCUUCUCCUGCAGCAUUUUGAUACAAAGCCAUGCAGAAGAUGUGGGUAAUUUAGGUCCAGAGGAUGCCCAUCCAAAACAGGCCAGUGUGUUAAAAAUAACCAAUAACUUUUGGUUCGUUUUAGGGUGUAUCUCUUCUUCAGUCUAUUAGAAUAUGAUAUUUGAGAGUCCAAUUUAUUUUCCUUCUAAUUUUUUGUGUACUUACCUCGCAAGAGAAAUCGAGUCCUAGAAAUGUCAGGUGGCCGCCCUGCUAGGGUUUUGUAAUAUGUAAUGAAAAAGGAAAGCCCCUGAAACUGAUUUUUAACAACCCAUAUGAAGCGGGUUAGGGAGCAGGAAUAAUUCCAGCCGUCACAGAAAGCUCUUCUCUCUGAACAGGAUUUUGACAGCUCUGUGUUCUUCUAGGUUGUGAGACAGGAAGCAAUUUCCCUGCUUCCUCUGCACAUUUUUACUCUUCCCCAUUCUACCAUAGACCACAGAAGACAUUAAAAAUGAUUCUCCGUUAAAAACCAAGUUUGUCCGUAUCUCUUCCUGUGAGACUUAACUGCACUAUAUUGCUAUUUCUUCAUGUUGCGUCCAAAGGGGAAGCAUGCCCCGUGGACACGUUUAGCAUCCCAUAAUAAAAACCAGAAUUUUUAGUCACCGUAGACUUUAAUGUCCUUGCAUGAUGCGGAUGUGACUGUUAGCGCUGCAUGGUGUUUGGGGCAAGAUGAUAAUGUGGAAAUGACACCUUCAAUGUCAUUGUGCUUUCGUUCUCUGUCACCUAUCCUCUUUGAACAGAAAAAAAAGAGGCACGGCUCAUUUCUUCUGCUUUGUUUUUUGAGAGUGACUUGUAAGAUACAAAUAAAAACAAGAGAAAAUAUAUCUAGUAAAAUGACAUGGAAAAAAUA
Acinonyx jubatus (cheetah) is the source of this 7984-nucleotide messenger RNA. It is a transcript of the gene IPCEF1, whose product is annotated as interaction protein for cytohesin exchange factors 1. The record is from RefSeq and is a predicted model, not a curated record. NCBI's taxonomy places the organism in Eukaryota, Metazoa, Chordata, Mammalia, Carnivora, Felidae. The transcript is spliced from 13 exons. The coding region runs from base 2026 to 3327 and encodes 433 amino acids.